Molecule: messenger RNA, 1515 nt
Organism: Pochonia chlamydosporia 170
Lineage: Eukaryota; Fungi; Ascomycota; Sordariomycetes; Hypocreales; Clavicipitaceae
Product: ankyrin repeats (3 copies) domain-containing protein
Exons: 3
Coding region: 1-1515 (504 amino acids)
Molecular function (GO): protein binding
Source: RefSeq, a predicted model, not a curated record
AUGGCCAUUGAGGAGGAUGAUAUUCGAGACCGCGAAAUUUGGACAAUGGUUUGGACGUAUUGGUACAGCAAGGCCAUAGAUGAAGACCAAGCAUGCGAGGCUGCAUCAUCAUCUGGCGAUUCUAGCACGGCCAAACUCUUUGCGGCGUGCGCACCCACGAACCGAAAAUGGCCAGGACAAAAAUGUUUCCGGUGUAUACACCUCGGUCGGGAUUGCUCUGAUAAUGUUCGUGCCGCCGGGGAUAGCACUAAUGCGGUCCCAACCGAAUCGACGCCGACGAAACAGUCUGAGAAGAGCGACGACACCCUAGUUGAGGAGCGGCCGGAGGAUCUCGAGGACUGGGAAACAUUCCGAGCCUUGUCCGCUCACAGCUCUUGGAUCACGCACAUUGAACGAGUCUGCGCCAGUGUUCAGACAAGCGAAGCAAUAUACACCGUGCGUCUGGGAAGAAUCAGCAACGAGCCAGACCUCGCUGAAAUCAAAGCCAUUGUUUCCAAGGAACGCGAGGCCGUCCGAGAUGCUGCCAGGCAGGCUAUGCGGACGCCAACCUUUAAUCCAAUGGCCAAGUAUGCAUUGGCAUCCGUGUUGAAGUCAUGCUCGCUCCGGUCGUAUGAAGGCUGGACCAACAAACCAGGAGUGGAUUGUUUUGACUCGCAAGAGGACAUAUCUGCCCUGGUACAAGAUCUUGAGCAAUCUGGCGACAUCGGGUAUGCCAUCUCCGUGCAAGAAUCAUACCUGAAUGGCCUCGGUGUCGGUACCCCGGAGGAUGUGUGGAAAGCGGAACUGAAGCGAUAUUACGACUUGUAUCAGCGGAUUCAACACUUUCGAUCAGCAUUCAAGCACAGCGUUGUUGAGCAAAGCCGCCUACCAUCCCGGGCUCUCAACGACUGCCUCCCGUUUCUGGAAUCAACGUCGGUGCGACAAGCUGCCAUCAAGUAUCUUCCAUGUACGACCGCCAGGGAUGUAUUUGGGAGAAAUCUUCUUCAUAUUGCGCUAUACAGCGGAUAUAGCUCUGGGGUUGAUGAACUUAUUGGUCGUCUCUCGAAACCAGAACUCAAUGCAAAGGACUUCUUCGGCCGAACUCCGCUGCAUAUUGCCGCAACCUUCGGAUUGGACUAUGUUGUUCACUGGUUGCUGGAAGCUGGCGUCAAUCUCAGCCCUCGUGAAAGCUCCCGCAACCUGACGCCCCUUCAAUGCGCUGCUGCUGCUGGACAUGAAGGAACUGUGGCUGCCAUUCUCGGUCGUCUACUUUUGUCAGGGACAGGCAAACGGGAUACAGAGUUACAGGCAGCUUGUGCCUUUGCAUCGAGAAAUAGACAUUACCCCAUUGUUCGAAAAUUGCUCCCGCACCUGACCAGAGGCGAACAAGCUGCCCUGAGGCAAGCACUGGCAUCCGCAUCAGUCUCGCAGGCGUCAACCAGGAGGAACACAGUACCCGUUGACAUAGGCACGGGAAGCGGAUAUGACUUCAUACCAGAACUGGCGCGAAGGUGGGCAUCGGGAGGCGCUGGAUGA